AUGGCUCGCGGCAAAGCGAAGGAAGGCGAUGGCAACUGGAAGAAAUUCAUCUGGAACUCGGAGAAGAAGGAGUUUCUGGGCAGGACCGGCGGCAGCUGGUUUAAGAUCCUUCUCUUCUACCUGAUCUUCUAUGGCUGCCUGGCAGGCAUAUUCAUUGGGACCAUUCAAGUGAUGUUGCUCACUAUCAGUGAAUUUGAACCCAAAUAUCAGGAUCGAGUGGCACCCCCAGGACUGACAGUAAUCCCCCGAGUACUAAAGACAGAAGUUUCCUUUCGUAUUUCUGAUCCUAAAACUUAUGAAGAGUAUGUGGCAGGCCUUAACAAAUUCUUGAAGAGCUACGACAAUGAUCAACAAGACAACAGUAUAGACUUUGACAAUUGCCCUGGUAAGCAGAAAAACCGAGGACCAUUUAAUAAUGACCAAGGUCAGAAGAGAGUCUGCAGGUUCAGACGUGAUUCUGGAAACUGCUCCGGGAUGCUUGAUUCCAGCUAUGGAUACAAAGAUGGAAAACCAUGUGUUGUCGUCAAGCUCAACAGAGUUCUAGGCUUCAAACCAAAGCCUCCAGCAAAUGACAGCCUCCCUCCUGAGAUGAUGGGAAAAUACAAUCCAUAUGUCCUCCCUGUCAUUGCUUUGCUAAGGUAAGUGGGAAAGAGUAAAGAGGAAGACGUUGACAAAAUCGGCACCAUUGAAUAUUAUGGGAUGGCUGGCUAUGCUGGCUUUCCUCUACAAUAUUAUCCAUACUAUGGCAAGCUGCUUCAGCCAAAAUAUCUCCAGCCUCUCAUGGCAGUGCAGUUCACUAACCUGACCUAUGACACGGAAGUGCGUGUGGAAUGCAAGGUCUACGGUGAGAACAUCGGUUACAGUGACAAAGACCGUUUUCAGGGACGUUUUGAAGUGAAAUUUGACAUAAAGAGCAGCUGAUCAUAAGCACAAUUUUCUUUUCUCCCCUCCUAGCCAUUUAAAAAGUAAAAAAACAAACAAAAAACCUACU
This is a messenger RNA of Emys orbicularis (European pond turtle), 991 nucleotides long. It is a transcript of the gene ATP1B1, whose product is annotated as ATPase Na+/K+ transporting subunit beta 1. The record is from RefSeq and is a predicted model, not a curated record. Gene Ontology annotation, molecular function: ATPase activator activity. Gene Ontology annotation, biological process: potassium ion import across plasma membrane; intracellular potassium ion homeostasis; sodium ion export across plasma membrane. Lineage: Eukaryota; Metazoa; Chordata; Testudines; Emydidae. Gene Ontology annotation, cellular component: sodium:potassium-exchanging ATPase complex.